UCAACUGUUUCAAACUGAAAUCAUAGAUAUCUAUGGGUUUAAAAUGUCCAUAAUAAUAAACGUUUUUUGCUACCUCGGGAUUCUCAUGAAAAUAAUGUAAAAUUCGUUUCUUUCAUGAGUGCGACGAGCAGUUCGAGUUCUGUAAAAAAUUUCAGUGAAACGAAUUCAGAGAGUGAGGUUAGAAAAUGUGUAGUGAAGAAGUGACCAAACUACCCCCGGAAAAUCUUUUGUGGAAUUAAUACAGUAACCUAAAUCAAGGUGAUUUGACUGAAAACUUCGAGGACACAUAAUUUCGGAAAAUUCGCAUCGUGAUGAAGAGAUAGCUUGAUCUAUCUAUCUACAAUUAUAGCAACCUAGCGAGGGUCAGCUAUAAAACAUCUGCUAGUUAAAAAAACUGAAACGACAAAGAGGUAAUCAACCCUUCAAAGUUCCUCGUAUACACUAACCUACACACAUCUCACUCGGCUUUGAAUCACUCAACCGACAAGAAGCCAAUUUACAUCAAGCUGAGACUGAAGUGCAAUAUCUACAUCACGCAGAAAUAGUACAAACUCUUUUAAAAGCAAGGAACUAGCCGUUUACGAGACGGCAAUUUUUGAAAUCUUCGUCACAUAAACUGUCAAAAUUUUCACGACGGAGGAACAAAACAUACUUAGCAACUUAAAAGUAGAACAUGAGAAUCUUGUAGCAAAGUGGCUACAAAAUUCUUUCAAAAUACAAGAAAACACCGCCCUGGACUUAAGGGCGACACCUUUGACACCGCUUCAAAUACCAAUGGCGGAAGUUAAUAAUAGACCAGUUUUCAAAAUGAACAAUGAUUUUUGGAACCAGGCGAGAGGUCCUCCCCAGAAUAUGCCUCAGAACCUUUCCAACUCCAAUCAGAAUUCACCUGUGCCAGGAUCAACGAACUCUAUUCCGGCUCAUUCUCCAAGCCAACAGAGCAACAGUAGCCAAAUUCACGUGGUGACUCCUGGAGCGCUUGCACUUCAGCAGGCCAAUCAGCAGAACAAUCAACAACAAGGGCAAAACAGUCAGCAAGCCCAUGUCCAGCAGCAGCAGCAAAAUGCCACUCAGCAACAAAACCAGCAGCAGCAAAGCCAACAGCAGCAACAAACCCAACAGCAGCAAAUGGCCCAGCAGCAAAUGAACCAGCAGCAAGCGCAGAACAAUGGUCAGAAUCAACCUCAACAGCCACCCCAGCAAUCACCUCAUAUGGGGAGUCCGAAUCCGCAUGCUCAGGCUGCUCAUGCGCAUGCCCUCGCGCAAGUAGCUCAGCAACAGCAGAUGGUCAACAUGCAUCAGCAGCUGAGUAGCGGUCAAAAUUCACCUGAUAAGCUGAUGACAGAGAAAAUUGUCAAUGAGUUACAGCCGGGCGUGGCACUGGAAGAUCAAACUCAAAAGCCCUCUCAGAAAACUGAGUCGGCAAAUACAGAGGAAACAGAAGUCCCGCCACCUGACUCAAUGGAAGUAGGCGACGAAGAACUAGUAACAGACGCCCCGAAAAACAACCGAGCAGAAAUGCGCAAAAAAGUGGAUAAGCCUCCACCUAAAACCAUCCGAGCAAAAGAAAAGUGA
Leptinotarsa decemlineata (Colorado potato beetle) is the source of this 1575-nucleotide messenger RNA. RefSeq lists its product as uncharacterized. Gene Ontology annotation, biological process: regulation of gene expression. Gene Ontology annotation, cellular component: nucleus. NCBI's taxonomy places the organism in Eukaryota, Metazoa, Arthropoda, Insecta, Coleoptera, Chrysomelidae. The record is from RefSeq and is a predicted model, not a curated record.